AUGGCAGCUGGGAUGUGGGGCUUUGGCCCGGAUGCAGCUGCCACCUCUCGACAGAAGGACGCGGCCUGGGCCACGGCGGACGCGUGCCCCGUGGAGAUUCGAGGCGCCACAGGGCAGUUCGGGGACGCUUGGACCAACGGCCUGUACGAAGUCGACGUGACCCAUCCCGAGAUUCCACCUGUGUAUGUGCUGCAAGGAGGGCACUUCGAGCGCUUUCUCUAUUUUGAUGCUGAGCACUAUUGGAGAGUUGGCAGCUGCGAGUACAAGGAUCAGGAGAAAGCCGCAGCCGGAUCGAUGCGCAGCGCUGAGAAGGUACGCCCUGGCACCUUACCGACGCAAGUGGCGGCCUGGAGCGUUCGCACGGGCUACGACGAGUGGCUGCUGCAAGACGUCGAGGUCCGGGCAACGGCGAAGGCCGUGGAGCAAGGUCUUGCCGUUGGUGCCGCUGUGAGCGCCAAUGGAGCGGGUGAAACGAAGGGAUACAACAGAUGA
Durusdinium trenchii is the source of this 492-nucleotide messenger RNA. Lineage: Eukaryota; Dinophyceae; Suessiales; Symbiodiniaceae. The record is from the annotation of a GenBank genome assembly.